AUGGGCGGCUUCUACAUGCAAUACCUAGAGAGCCUUUGCCGUCGCCGCGGGUGGACCGACCCGGCGUACGAGUGCUACCGCGACCCGAGCGGAUUCACGUGCCUCGUCCUGGUCAACGGGCGGGAGUACCAGACGGACCUUGCCUAUGAGUCGGACACGCUUGCCCAGGAGAACGCGGCCAUGCGUGCCUUCAUGGUGUGCCGCAACUUCUCCAUCAACGGCGGGAUGCUGGCCCGCAACGGCAUCGUCCAGGGAAUGCCGGCCACCGAGACCAAGCAGCGGCGCCACCAGAAGAGCCGCCACUCGUCGCGGAGCAGCAGCGACCACCGCCACAGCCCUCGGUCUGGUCAUCACUCCAGCAGCAGCUCCACGGCGUCUUUUGACUAG
Geosmithia morbida is the source of this 387-nucleotide messenger RNA. RefSeq lists its product as hypothetical. The record is from RefSeq and is a predicted model, not a curated record. The transcript is spliced from 2 exons. Bases 1 to 387 code for a protein of 128 amino acids. NCBI's taxonomy places the organism in Eukaryota, Fungi, Ascomycota, Sordariomycetes, Hypocreales, Bionectriaceae.